AUGGCUUCCAAAUCUACUUUAAACCACACACGCACUAACACUACAGGCACUGCGAACUCAACUUCCAUCAGCUUAAUUUCAGGCAACAAAACUACAGUCAAAUCAACUCCAACUACUGUCCCUGUUAUUGCCACUAGACUAACUACCAACUCAACCACUACAGAACCUGAUUUUAUAUCCUCUCUGCUGGACAAGAUCCCAUUGCCAAGAUGGGCCAUCUAUGCUAUCCUUGCCCUAAUUCUUCUGGUGAUUUUAAUCUGUGUGCUGUGCUGCUGUAUAAAAUGCUGCUGUAAAGGAAAUAAGAAAAAGAAAUCGAAGUUGGAUCAGAAGGUCAGCCUAAAAGAAAUCAAUGGACGUACCACAGCAGCACUGGUCCAGCCAGAGACGGCGGAUGCCAACUAUGGUUCUGCUAACCAGAGAAGAGGAAAACUGCUCUACUCCCUGGAGUAUAACAACGCACGCUCAGAGAUGACUGUUGGAAUAAAAGAAGCUUCUGAGUUAAUGGCCAUGGACCAUUUAGGAACAUCGGACCCCUACGUCAAAGUGUACAUGCUCCCCAGCAAAUCCAAAACUUUUGAGACUAAGGUGUUCAGGAAAACACUCAACCCGGUGUUCAAUGAGAACUUUAAAUACCAGAUUUCUCAAAAGGAUCUCAGUGAGUCUACGCUGGUAAUGCAGGUAUACGACUUUAACAGAUUCUCCAAACACGAUGUGAUCGGUGAGCUGAGGCUCGAGCUCUCUGCUGUUGACUGGAACCAUGUAAUCGAGGAGUGGAGGGACCUCUCUGAACCUUCAAAGAAUGAGCAGGUACAUCUUGGGGACAUAUGCUUCUCCCUGCGUUAUGUUCCCACUGCUAGUAAACUCACUGUGGUGAUUCUGGAGGCCAAAAAUCUAAAGCAAAUGGAUGUUGGAGGUUCUUCAGAUCCGUAUUGCAAAGUCCAGUUAGUUCUGGAUAGAAAGAAAUGGAAGAAAAAGAAAACCUCAGUGAAGAAGAGUACACUGAAUCCUUACUUCAAUGAAUCUUUCACUUUUGAUGUGUCUUUUGAGCAGAUUCAAAGAGUCCAGCUAGUGAUCUCAGUAUGGGACCAUGACAAAGUGAGCAGGAAUGAUGCCAUCGGAAAGAUCUUUCUGGGCUGUGAUGCCACUGGAAACCAGCUGCGCCAUUGGGCAGACAUGCUGUCGAAUCCACGCCGGCCAGUGGCACAGUGGCAUAUGUUGCUUUCAACAGAACAGGUCGACUCAACGUUGGCCUUAAAACACACACUCAAGAUCCCAUUUACCAAUAAGACUUUUUGAAAUGCUGACAUCACUUUAUUUUGCUCGCCUGUGAACAGUCUGGUGCUUAAAUCCAUGAUUAUUUGUUGACUUUUUACUUAGAUAAUGCUAAUUUGUUGUCCAAUAAAUGAGUCUUCUCAUGACAUUCCAGACACUGUCCUUCCUUUGAGGCAUCUGUCUCUUAAUGGGCUGGGGCUCUUGGAGGAGGAAGCACU
This is a messenger RNA of Trichomycterus rosablanca, 1490 nucleotides long. It is a transcript of the gene syt8, whose product is annotated as synaptotagmin VIII. NCBI's taxonomy places the organism in Eukaryota, Metazoa, Chordata, Actinopteri, Siluriformes, Trichomycteridae. Gene Ontology annotation, molecular function: syntaxin binding; calcium ion binding; clathrin binding. Gene Ontology annotation, biological process: synaptic vesicle endocytosis; regulation of dopamine secretion; cellular response to calcium ion. Gene Ontology annotation, cellular component: dense core granule; synaptic vesicle membrane; exocytic vesicle. The transcript is spliced from 8 exons. Bases 1 to 1296 code for a protein of 431 amino acids. The record is from RefSeq and is a predicted model, not a curated record.